Molecule: messenger RNA, 2112 nt
Organism: Microthlaspi erraticum
Lineage: Eukaryota; Viridiplantae; Streptophyta; Magnoliopsida; Brassicales; Brassicaceae
Source: the annotation of a GenBank genome assembly
AUGGUGGCUUUUGGGAAAUAUCUGCAGCGGAAACAAAUUGAGGAAUGGAGCGGCUAUUACAUCAAUUACAAAUUGAUGAAGAAGAAAGUGAAGCAAUAUGCUGAACAAAUACAAGGCGGUUCUCAACAUCCUCGCCAUGUUCUCAAAGAUUUCUCCAGGAUGCUUGAUACUCAGAUUGAGAAAACUGUCCUCUUCAUGUUGGAACAACAAGGGUUGCUUGCAGGGAGACUAGCCGUUUUGAGGGAAACGCAUGAUGCUAUACUUGAGCAGCCUGACAUAUCAAGAAUUGUGGAGCUACGAGAGUCAUACAGAGAAGUUGGACGAGAUCUUCUACAGCUUCUGGUUUUCGUUGAGCUGAAUGCCAUUGGUCUGCGCAAGAUUCUCAAGAAGUUUGACAAACGGUUUGGCUAUAGAUUCGCUGACUAUUACGUGAAAACUCGUGCUGAUCAUCCUUACUCACAGCUUCAGCAAGUCUUUAAGCAUGUGGGUGUAGGAGCUGUUGUUGGGGCAAUCUCUCGCAAUCUUCAUGAGCUUCAAGAAAACGAAGGAAGCUUUUAUUCGAUUUACGACCAACCUGUUCUUCCCCUUCAAGAUCCAGUGGUUGAGGCACUUAAGAACGCGGUGGACAAGUUAACACACUCGACGAAUUUCCUCAACUUCUUGGCGCAGCAUGCUCUUAUCAUGCAAGAUGAUUUGCAGACUCCUUCAGAGGACACCAUCGAUGAACGGACUUACCAUUUUAACUCGUUGCUCCUGAAUUUAGGAAACACAUUUUUGUACAUGGUCAACACAUACAUCAUUGUCCCUACUGCGGAUGACUACUCGAUGAGCCUUGGAGCUGCAGCGACGGUUUGUGGUGUUGUCAUUGGAUCUAUGGCCGUGGCUCAAGUCUUCUCGUCGGUUUAUUUCAGCGCCUGGUCCAACAAAUCUUACUUCAAGCCUCUUGUGUUCAGCAGCAUUGCUCUCUUCAUCGGUAACUUAAUGUAUGCGAUGGCUUAUGAUGCUAAUUCCAUUGCGCUGCUCUUACUUGGCCGUCUCUGUUGUGGGUUGGGAUCAGCAAGAGCUGUGAACAGGAGAUAUAUCAGUGACUGUGUGCCAUUGAGAAUCCGAAUGCAGGCAUCGGCCGGUUUUGUGAGUGCUAGUGCUCUUGGAAUGGCUUGUGGUCCUGCACUCGCCGGUUUACUCCAAGUCAAAUUCAAGAUCUACAAGCUGACAUUUAACCAGUCUACUUUGCCUGGAUGGGUUAUGGCUGUGGCUUGGCUGUUCUAUUUGGUAUGGCUAUGCAUUUCAUUCAAAGAGCCGUUGCGUGACACUGAUGAACAAGAGGAACAAGAACGAGCCAAUGCAAAUGAAACAACAUCAACGACAGAGAGAGAAGAAAAUAGCAGAGUAGUCGAGGAAGGUCUUCGAAAGCCUCUGCUGAUUGCUUCAGGAAUCAAGGUGGAAGAUGAAGAGGAAUGCGAUGAAAGUGAAGAAUCUCCUGAAGAUUCUCGCAGACCAGCAAACUCUUUCGGCGAUGCAUACCGGCUUCUUACUCCAUCUGUUAAGGUUCAACUGUUGAUCUACUUCAUGCUCAAAUACGCCAUGGAGAUAUUGCUCUCGGAGUCUAGUGUCAUCACUUCAUACUACUUUCAUUGGACUACAAGCUCUGUUGCCAUCUUCUUGGCGUGCCUUGGCCUCACGGUGCUACCAAUCAACAUCAUUGUGGGAAGUUACAUCAGUAACAUGUUUGAAGACAGGCAAAUCCUAUUGACAUCAGAGAUCAUCGUCUUCUUCGGGAUUCUCUUCAGUUUCAAUCUGUUUGUUCCAUACACUGUACCUCAAUACGUAAUCUCAGGUCUCGUUAUGUUCGUCGCUGCUGAAGUACUCGAAGGUGUGAAUCUAUCGUUGUUAUCGAGAGUAAUGUCAUCGAGGCUAUCGAAAGGAACAUACAACGGAGGAUUGCUCUCGACGGAAGCUGGAACAUUGGCUCGUGUCGUGGCUGAUGCAACCAUUACAUUGGGAGGUUACUUGGGAAGGAACCAUCUCUUGAAUGCGACUCUUCUACCGUCACUUGUCAUCUGCAUUGGCUCCAUUGUUGCUACUUGUUGUACUUAUAACUCUCUCUAUUGA